Molecule: messenger RNA, 1839 nt
Organism: Galleria mellonella (greater wax moth)
Lineage: Eukaryota; Metazoa; Arthropoda; Insecta; Lepidoptera; Pyralidae
Gene: dare
Product: NADPH:adrenodoxin oxidoreductase, mitochondrial
Exons: 4
Coding region: 180-1592 (470 amino acids)
Biological process (GO): ubiquinone biosynthetic process
Cellular component (GO): mitochondrion
Source: RefSeq, a predicted model, not a curated record
CUAAUCUCAACUCUACUUACCUGGAAAUUGGAAUGAAACUAUUUUUUUGUAUACAUAGUCUCUCUAAACUGUUUCUAUAUAAAUAAUAAUUUUAAAUGAAUAUCAUGCAUAAACAAUUUUACACUGGCUUCUCCUAAGGUGUAUUUAUUGUUAGUUAAAGUCAAAUUAACAAAGCUAACAUGAAUUUUAUAAAACUUGUUAGUAUUCGAAACUUUUCUUCGAGUCGAAACAUUCCUCGAGUUUGUAUAGUCGGCGCUGGACCUGCAGGUUUUUAUGCGGCUAUGCACAUAACAAAAAAUCUUCCAGCAGUCAAUGUUGACAUAAUUGAGAAGCUACCUGUACCAUUUGGCUUAAUAAGGUAUGGAGUAGCACCAGAUCACCCAGAAGUAAAAAAUGUUAUAAAUCAAUUUACUAAAGUUGCUCAGCAGCCCAAUGUAAAUUUUUAUGGCAAUGUUACUUUGGGGAAAGAUAUUAGAAUCAGCCAACUUCGGCAACAUUAUGAUGCUGUUUUACUGACAUAUGGUGCAGAAGAAGAUAAAACUCUGGGUAUAGAAAAUGAAGAGGCUGACAAUAUUGUAGCAGCUCGUAGAUUUGUUGGAUGGUACAAUGGCCUGCCUAGUGAUAAAGACUUGAAGAUAGAUUUAUCUGGUGACACUGCUGCUAUUCUUGGACAAGGAAAUGUUGCACUAGAUGUAGCAAGAAUAUUAUUAACACCAAUAAAUGAACUUAAAAGUACUGACAUAACUGAUCAUGCUCUGAAUGCUUUAGCUGAAUCCAAAAUAAAAGAAGUAUAUUUGAUUGGAAGAAGAGGCCCAUUACAAGUGGCUUUUACUAUUAAAGAACUUCGGGAACAACUAAAAUUAAGUAAUUGCCAAACAGUUUGGAGAAAUCAAGACUUUGAAGGAGUAGAAAAUAUGAUUAAUGAUUUACCUAGACCUAGAAAAAGGUUAACAGAACUUAUGUUGAAGUCUCUGAAUGAAUAUAAAAGUAUACCUAUUCAUAAUGAUAACAAAUUGUUUAAACCAAUAUUUUUCAGAGCCCCUAAAAAAAUUUUAGUUAAUAGCCACAAAAAAAUUACUGGGAUUGAUCUAAUUUGCAAUGAAUUACAGGGGAAUAAGUUGGAAGAACAGAAGUGUGUGGCAACAGCAAAUACUGAAAUCUUAAACUGUAGUUUAGCAUUUAGAAGUAUUGGGUAUAAAUGUGUCAAAGCAGAUGAUGAGAUUGUUUUCAAUUCUAAUGGGUUGGUGGAAAAUAGUAAAGGUAUUGUAGACAAUAAUUCUAAUACUCUGGCAAAACUUUAUGUAGCUGGCUGGCUUGGCACUGGCCCUAUUGGAGUGAUAUUACAUACAAUGGGAAAUGCUUUUCAAGUAGCAAAAGUCAUGUGUGAUGACUUGAAAAAUAAGGACUGUUUCACUGAUAAAGGUGGUUUUGAAGAAAUAAAAAAAAAUUAUAUAAAAAAUAGUAGUCCUAUUGUAAAUUGGGAAGGCUGGGAGAGAAUUGAUAAAUAUGAAAUUGAACAAGGUAAAUUGAGAAAUAAACCAAGAGAAAAGGUAUGUAGUAUAGAAAAAAUGAUAGAUAUAGCUAUAAUUUAAUUUUUUUUUUAUUUUUAUAAUGACUUGGAAUGUGCAUAGAUUGCUGUUAAAUUUAUAUUGAAUCAAAUGAAUUAUUAAAUACAUAUUUUUAUACUUCACUUUGAAAUAUAGGUGAUAUUAAUAAAUUAAGCUAUAAAGAUAAUUUCCAAUUACAAUUUUUUGUAUAAUUUGAUUACAUCAUUAAAUUAUAUAUAUAAUAUGUAUCUGUAGGUACAAUUUUUAUAAUUUUACUGAAAAUAAAUUAUUU